Cryptotermes secundus is the source of this 5719-nucleotide messenger RNA. Its product is annotated as chaoptin. Gene Ontology annotation, molecular function: protein binding. Bases 394 to 4353 code for a protein of 1319 amino acids. The transcript has 9 exons. Lineage: Eukaryota; Metazoa; Arthropoda; Insecta; Blattodea; Kalotermitidae. The record is from RefSeq and is a predicted model, not a curated record.
UGAAACCAUUCAGUAUGCCACGUGGCAAUUAUUGUGACUUGUGAAUGUGUUCGUGACAUCUCGCAGGAACAGUGUUUUUAAAUUUAAAUUUUCGAAAAUACAUGGGAUCAUCGAACUUCGGAAAGGUGAUUAAUAGCUACAGAUCUUUAAAGUCGACCCGAACAGGAGAAGAAUAAUUCCGAUUGGUGUACCAGAACACGCGUCAAACGAACACCGCACAGGGCUCCUUUCGAUUUCCCGAAACCCAUGCAAAGGUUGGCCCUCCCUGCGCCAUGACCCCGCAGCUAAUUGAGCCGUGACGUGACUCUCUCUUGCAUCAUGAGGGACUGCCUCAGCACUUAGAUCACCAUCAUCGGCCGGAAGGUUAGCAGCGUUCAGCAUGGCAGCGGUGAGAUGACUCAUGUGCUGCUGCUGCUCCUGUGGCUGCCCCUGCUGGUUAGCGGCUCAAUUUGCCCGUCGUCACCCUCGUCCUGUCCCUGCUACAACUUCGAGGACGGCCUAUUUCUGGAAUGUCCGGGCGCCACGGCGCGCUCUCUGCGCGAGGUGCUCAUGCAAGUGGCGGGUCCCGUGCAGUCGCUCAGCGUCUAUAACUUUGAUGCGCAGGUGACGGUGCUGCAGGCCGAGUUGUUCCCGCCGGGCGCCGAAAUUCGCCACCUGCAGAUCUCGCACUCAAGCCUGACCGAACUCGCGGACAACAGCCUAGUCGAGCUUCAGGGCGGCCUCGAAUCACUCAGUCUCGUGUCAGGUCACCUGCAACAUGUGCCACAGAAGGCGCUUUCCGGGCUCAACGAACUGCGGGCACUUGACCUGGAGGCCAACGAUAUCACCGAUCUGCCAAGCUACAGCUUUUAUGGGCUACACCUCAAGAAACUGAAACUUAAAGGCAAUCUUCUGCAGAAGACCAGCGAGUACGCCUUCGCGGGGCUGGAGGAGUCACUUACCGAACUUGACUUGGCCGAAAACAAGCUGCGAAGCUUUCCCAUGGCGGCUUUGCGCAGGCUGGAACACCUGCGCUCGCUACGAAUGGCUUGGAAUGAGAUCGGAGACAUCCACGACGACGGGUAUUCGCAACUGGGCGCCCUGCUCUUUCUAGACCUGAGCUCCAAUAACUUUGAAGCCAUCCCGUCCGACUGCUUCCACCCUAUGCCGGCCCUCCGCACGUUGUCCCUAUACUACAACUCAAUCGAGACAGUGCAGCAGGACGCAUUUCUCUCACUAUUGGAGCUCGAGUCUGUUGACCUGAGCCACAACAAGAUAGUAUUCCUGGACGGUGCCACUUUUCAGGCCAAUAAGAAGCUUCGUACAGUGGACCUCAGCCACAAUCACAUCCACUACAUCAGCGGCGUUUUUGCGCGCCUACCCGAACUCCGAGAACUUUUCCUCUCCGAGAAUAACAUACUGGAAGUGCCGGCCGAUGCGUUCACUGACUCUGCUCUGCUCACCGUCAUCUACCUGCAGCAGAACGCCAUCCGCCGCGUGGACCCCGAGGCCCUGCUAUCGCUCCCAAACUUGGCGCAACUCCACCUCAGCGCCAACUUCAUCAGAACAAUCCCCAAGGACUGGUUAACGACGAGCAAGAAACUGACGUCGCUGAGCUUGGACGGCAAUAGAUUGGAGGGACUUGAACCAGGAACCUUCCGAUAUGUGAGCAACUUGCGAGAGCUGCGGUUACAGAACAACCGGCUCGUGGAGAUUGGACGCGGGGUGUUCGACCCCCUGCCAACACUCCUGGAGCUGCAUCUGCAGAACAACCUGAUCAGCAGCAUCGAGUCUGGCGCCUUCAGGAGUCUGCAGAGUCUGCAGCACGUGAACCUGCAGGGGAACUUGUUGGCGGCGCUGGGGGAUGUCUUCCUGCACGAGUCGCCGUCCCUGGUGUCCAUCCAGCUGGACUCGAACAGCCUGGUGUCUCUGCACAACGACUCGCUCCGGGGCCAGUCCUCCGUUCAGAUCAUGUGGCUGGGACACAAUCGGCUGACGCGUGUGGAUCGCGCCCUCUUCAGUGACUUGCUGCUCAUCCAGCGCGUCUACCUCACCAACAACAGCAUCUCCCACAUCGAGGACCGCGCCUUUGAGCCCAUGCAGGCCCUCAAGUUCCUCGAUCUCAGCCUCAACCGACUGCACCACGUGACAGGUCACACGUUCGCCGAGUUGCACGAGUUAGAGGAGCUCUACCUGGCGGGCAACGAGCUGCGGACCAUCGAGCCACGCGCCCUCAGCUCUUUGAAGAAGUUGCGAACCCUGGACCUCAGCGACAAUAGCCUAGCCGUACUGCAUGAUUCUAUCUUCCAGGAGGGGCUUCCCAUCAGACUCCUGAACCUUCGCAAUUGUUCAGUGUCACGCAUCGAGAGCGGCGCAUUCCGGGGGCUUAACAACCUGAAUGAGCUGAACCUAGAAUUCAACCUCCUAAGCGCUGGUUCCCUACGGCAUUUGGACAUUCCGGGGCUGCGGGUGCUGCAUAUCUCACACAACAACCUGAGUGCGGUGCAGGGUAACGCACUGGAUGGUCUCCCAUCCCUGCAGUUCCUAGCCCUCAGCAGUGCACAAAUCAGCAAGUUUCCACGCGCUCUGCUCAACUCAAACAAGGACCUUGAACAUCUCGAUCUGUGUGACAACCACCUGAAGCAAUUGGGACGUGAAGUAUUCGCCUCUUUGAAAAGUCUCAGGGAACUGCGUUUGGCUCAAAAUUCCUUUCUCGAAGUGCCAUAUUUCUCACUGAGCAACCUCAGCUCCCUGGAGGUACUGUCCCUGUCAGGUAAUCAGCUGUUAGCUGUGGACAUGUCUCGGCUGAGUGGCUUGACUCGUCUGCGUGAACUGGACCUCAGUGCCAAUGGCAUUUCAUCGCUCUCGGGCUUUGCAUCGGCCAAUUUGUCACAGCUGUCAAGUGUGGAUCUCAGCAGUAACUCAUUGGCCGCUCUACCUGCAAACUUCUUCCACCUCUCUACUUCCCUCCGUCGCCUUGACCUCGCCCAGAACAAGUUCCGACAGAUUCCCACCGCAGCUCUGAACUUACCAGGACUAGGGUGGCUGAAUCUCACUGGUAACCCUCUGUCGCGCAUCCAUGACCUCUCGUCCGUCCGGCUGUACCCCAGCCUACAAGAGAUACAUAUUAGCGGUACCAACCUUACUAUUGUGACCAGCAAAGAUUUCGAGGCCUUCCCAUCACUCCUGCACCUUUUCUUGGAUCAGAAUCGGAUCUCUCGUGUCUCUCCAGGAGCCUUCAGGAGUUUACCAAAUCUGCUGACUCUAGACCUCGGAGUGAACGAGCUGGAGCUCCUGCCUCAGGAACGGCUGCAGGGUCUCAGUCACCUGAGGCUCCUGAACCUCACACACAAUCGGCUGAAAGAGUUGGAGGAGUUUCCUCAGGAUUUGAAAUCACUCCAAAUUCUGGACUUGUCGUUCAACCAGGUGACCCGAGUUGGCAAGUGGACAUUUCGGUACCUUGAGAAUUUGGCUGAGCUGCACCUGUAUGGGAACUGGAUCUCAGCAAUAGCUAGCGAUGCGUUCCGGCCUCUGAAGAAGCUGCGGUUGCUUGACCUGAGCAGAAACUACCUGGAGAAGCUGCCGUUGAGCGCAUUCCGUCCACUGGAGACACAGAUCCGCAGUCUGCGCACAGAAGAGAACCCACUGCACUGCAGCUGCGACUCACAGGAACUCUGGGAGUGGCUGCGAGAUCACCAGAAGUUAGUUGAUGUCACUACACGGGGGCUGCGCUGUGAACAGCCCCCAGAAUUGCGUGGCUUGCUCUUCCUUGAUUUGGAGCCCCCUCGGUUCUGCUCCACACCCUUGGUCCUCAAGCUCGCCAUUCAGGACAUUCAGCCCUUUAGCGUCAUAGUCUCCUGGCAGAGCCGCAACCACUCCGGUCUUCACGGGUUCCGGGUUGCCUACCAUGCGCUUGACAGGAAUGAUGCGGUACGUGGCAAGCUGCUGGAGCGGGGCUUGCGCACCGUGAAACUGGGAAAGCUGUCACCAGACACCCGCUAUCUCAUAUGUGUGGUGGGGCUCGGCAACUGGGCAACAGGUGGUAACACAACCCACCCGCUGUUGAGUGACUCACCCUCCACACGAUGCACGGAGGUGCGCACAUUGGAGGCACCUGUGGUUGGUGAGGGGCUUCCCGAGAGUGGCUCCAUCCUCACAAGGCGCCUUGGGCUCAUCGUGGGCAGCUGCAUGGGCUUCGUGGUGUUUAUUGUGUUAGUGUCUGUGCUGGGCUACCUGAAGCUCAAGAAGCAGCGGGUAUCAAACAAGCGUGACCAGCCUCUGCCUCAGGAGUACAUCUCCUACAGGCACUUCUCCAUCCAGAGCGGAGACAACGCACAAGCUGUCAAUAUCGGCACUACCUCACUCACUUCAUGAACCGCUGACACGUUAUGGGAGCAGUUCUUUGAUAGGCUGCAAUAUAUGAGCCUGUUCGAUGUUGGCAGAACUUAGUGACGCAGUCAGUUGGCUGUUGGCAUGCCUGUCGGUGGGACAACAUGGUUGAACACGUACCAGCAGUGAUAAUUGUGAACUCCAUCCAAGAACAAAUGUUAAAUAAAGACGUGCAUCGGACACAUAUAGUUUAAUUUUGUGAUAGAAAUAUGUGUUGUUACUCCAGGCAUAUGUUUAGUGUAAUGGGACUCAUGGUGACAAAGCUGAUGUGAAUUUUUAAUAUUAAAGAGCUUUGUCACGGAAACGUUAAAUAAGUUUUAUUAGUGAACCUGGGUGUGUGUGUAUGUGAGAACAACGUGAAUGGUAAAUCACGUGAGUGUGAGCUUCCAGGUGUAUGAGCAGCGCAAUAUUUUUAUGCUCACAUAUUCCGAACUAGAAGAAAAGUUGCGCCGGAAAAUUCGUUUGUUGUUACGCAUGUAUUCAGACAUGGACACGGUAUUGUUUCUGUUACAGCAUGCUGUGGUUGGCUAACUGUGGCAAGCAUAGCUCGAACGUCUGCGACGGUAAAUAUAUAGUGAUUUUUGCUAGGCAGUUUUUUUUUCGUGGUUUCCACAGCGCAGUCUUGUAUUGUUUUCACAUACCUGGAAGUUAAUAGCUGAAAUUGCAGUUUUUACUCUUCUUGCUAUUAAAUUUCCUCUUGUAUGUUAACAGCAAUACAGAAGUAGCAGAGUAUGAAUAUAUGUUAUUAUCAUUUGGGUAAUAUUCAUAAACCAGGACAUUUCAAUUAGCAGACUGGCUGCUUGAAAUGUCACCUCUCAAGUUGAGGAAUAUCUUGCCACCGCAAGCUCGCUACGUCUGGGGCCCAUCCAUAUCCCCACAUGUCGGAUAUUUGGGAGUAAAUAGUCGAAACAUGAAGGCACUGAAAUUUGGAAUUGAUAAAAUGUUAUCUCUUUGUAUUUAUGACAUUCGUCAGCGUUGAUUUCUUGAGUUAAGUUAACAAGUCACUAAAGUGACUGAAACAAGACUGAAUGAUUCGAGUUCGAUCUCAAGCAGGGGAACUCCUCCCUUAUAUUCUUACAUUCAAGAACUAGGGUACAGAAUUCACCAAGCUUUAUCCCAGUAUUCCUAUCUGGCAUGAGCUACAACUGCCUCCCAGGUCAUAUGUUUCGCCACGGGACACUAGACCAAUUGGCUUUCCAUCCCUCUGCUCUAUCACCAUGGAGUUCUUCCUCCAUGAACAGAAACACUUCCUCUUGUCGUUGCUAAUAAACGCAUUCAUGGGUCAUUCAGUAGUGUAUUUUGUUGAGGUAAUAUGCUACAAAACAGAAGGUCGCGGGUUCGGUUCCCGGUG